Molecule: messenger RNA, 225 nt
Organism: Gongylonema pulchrum
Lineage: Eukaryota; Metazoa; Nematoda; Chromadorea; Rhabditida; Gongylonematidae
Source: the annotation of a GenBank genome assembly
AUGCAUGCAGUGAGUUCAGAAUUGUUGCCACUGCUCCAGCUGCUUGCUACUGCCACUCAUCCUUGGCAACGUCACUAUCACAAUUCGGAGAGUCCAUUUUUUCCCUCAUUUUUGGCUCUCUCACUUUUUGGUACUUAUACAGCAGCAAUCUGUUGUUUCAUCGUAGCGUGUUUCCACUUCAUCCAAAAAGUUGGCGACUGUUUUGUUGUUGCUAUGGUCACCUAA